CCUAUACCUCAAUUACAAUAACAAUGGACAAGAUCAAGGAGAAAAUCAAUGCCAUCCGCGCCGAAGCCGACGCUGCAAACGCCCGCGCCGACGAAGCCACUUCCAAAGCCAAAUCCCUCGAACUCGAAUCCCUUCAAAAAGACCAAGAAAUCCAAUCCCUCCAACACAAACUCCAACUCCUCGAAUCCGAAGUCGAGAAGCUUGAGGGUGUCGUCGCGGACCACAAGGCGAACGCGGAUGAUGAGAGUGGGCAGCGGACGCUCGUGGAGGGGUUGCAGAGGAAGGUGCAGUUGCUUGAGGAGGAGUUGGAGGGAAAUGAUAAGAGCUUGAGGGAGACGACGGAGAAGCUUCGUCAGGUCGAUGUCAAGGCCGAGCACUUUGAGCGUAAAGUCUCCACUCUUGAGGCCGAGCGCGACGCCCUCGAGAAGAAGUACGAGGAGAUGGUCGAGAAGUACACCGCCGCCAAGAACGAGUUGGAUGAGGUCAACAAGCAGUUGGAAGAUCUCUGA
Molecule: messenger RNA, 509 nt
Organism: Saitoella complicata NRRL Y-17804
Lineage: Eukaryota; Fungi; Ascomycota; Saitoellomycetes; Saitoellales; Saitoellaceae
Exons: 3
Coding region: 24-509 (161 amino acids)
Source: RefSeq, a predicted model, not a curated record